GAUGGGAAUUGUAGUCUCAAAACAUCUGGAGGGCAGAGUUUGCCUAUGCCUGUGCUAAACCAUGGUCUAGUGUGAAGUGCGUAAGCAGGAACAUGCCUUAGCAAGCCUCACACUCAGGUGCUCACCCCAUCGCUUCCUCCCACAUCGUUGCUGCUUGUUUCAGAAGCUGGCUUGGGGAAAUCAAGCCCAGUUACUUCCAAUUGCACUUGCUGGUUUGGAUGACAUGGGAGGCUGUGGUUAACUAAAAUGGGUAGUGGAGACCUGCAAAUUCCUUCCUUGUUCUGCCAGAGGGAUAUUUGAGCCAGUAGCUCACUUGAGCCCAAGCAAAACAGGGGGCUUGCUCAUCUUGCCCAUCAUCUCCUGGCUUAUAUCUUGCUUUCAGAGAACCUCAGCUCACCAUUAUGUGCAAAAUGCAGGUUGUGGGUUACAGCAAAUGAUGGUUUGUUGCUGCAAGCUUAACUAUUGCUCGUCAUAAUUUACAAUUCUCCCUUCAUAUAUAAUGCUAAGCCCAAGAUCAUUUCUGAAAGCAAACUUUAAUGGAGCAGAGAUCACCUGGCCAUGGGAGGAGGAUGGGGUUCUGAGCGCCAGGCUUCAUUUGGCCUCAUGGAAGCCAGAUGAAUGAAUGCCAUCCUGGCAUUAAUCGUUUCCAGCCUUGUUGACAUGACAAGAACAAAUCCUCAGUAGCACAGCAUAUUACAGAGAGAUAAUAAAUUUUGGAAAUAGUUGAUGCAUCCAUACACACAGGAGCAGCAGGCUCACAGUGUAAAAUUACUGUUUGCUAACUGGAACAAAGGCUAAAUGUUCUAUGGUAGCAGCUGGGAUGUAGGGACAGCUUGGACGUUCCAUAGCGAGACAGAGCUCCAAAAUAGGAUUGCCAUUCACCUGUGCAUUUACUAACAGAAUGUGACAGAGGGCAUGACUUCAUAAAAUAGCCCAUAGCGCUAACCUAGUUUGAUGUGGGCCAGAAGAGGGGAGCAGUGUGGCUGCCGGAGCAGUGGGUGACUCAGCCCAAACAGUUUGGGGACUUUGACCAGGACAGUGAGGUCAGCUGUGCCCACUUGCUCAUGGGCUUCUGCGAUGGCAACACCUUUCUCUGUCCUGGUUAAAGUUGCACAGAGUGGUGCUCUGGUACUUGCAAUGUCAUGUACAUCUUGGAGGCUGAGCUGCAGGUUUGUGGCUUCUGCUAGUCCAGAACGUAAGUGAGGGCUCAGCCCAGAUUGGAGGCUCCCCACACACCUGUUGCCAGUUGGAGAGGGAGGGCACCCCAAAACUAAGGCUCACGCAGCUUCCAACCCAUCAUAAACUGCAGGAGCCCUGAAUCCGCUCAUCUCUUUGCCAAACUCAAAAAAUGGAUAUAAAACGGCUCUUUAAUCAUGGAUAGCACUGGGGCACAACUCCCUCCACCCUGGCCACCGGCUCUUCUGGCUGGAGCCAAGAUGAACUGGAAUCCACCGGGGAGCCCGGAGGCUUCCUUCUGAGUGCAGGAUCCGCAGCUGCUGGGAUGCGGGAAUCGAGGCGCUCUCCCUGCCUCGACGGGUGUCUGCGAGGCGGGGGCUGCAGGUCCCCUUUCCGCCACGGCGCUCUUUCGGCGCUAAACCGCCCGUGCGCCUCGGAAGCGAAGCCGCUGCUCCCUCCGCCUGUCCCUCCCUCGAGCAGCUUCCUCUUCCCCUUCCGGAGCGCGACGCGCCAGCAGCCGAAGCAGCCAUGCCGCAGGACCACCGCCGGGUGCCGGGGCCGGAGGAGUCCCAGACGCCGCUGCUCUUCGCGCCCGUCGAGGCGCCGGAGGUUCCGCCCCGCGACCCGUCGGCGCUGCAGCCGCUCUUCGCCCGCGCGGGGCUGCUGAGCCAGGCCAAGGGCUCGGCCUACGUGGAGCUCCACGGCGGCACCAAAGUGCUGUGCUCGGUGGCCGGGCCGCGCGAAGCCGGCGGCGGGGCGGGCGCGGCGGCUCCGGGCGAGCCCCGCGGGCGGCUGGUGUGCGAGUUCCGACGGGCGCCCUUCUCGGGGCGCGGGGCGCGCAUCCGCCCCAGCGAGCGGGAGCCCGAGCUGGCGCUGGCGCUGCAGGAGGCGCUGGAGCCGGCCGUGCGCCUGGCGCGCUACCCGCGGGCGCAGCUGGAGGUGAGCGCGCUUCUGCUGCAGGACGGCGGCUCGGCGCUGGCGGCCGCGCUGUGCGCCGCGGGGCUGGCCCUGGCCGACGCCGGCGUGGAGCUCUACGACCUGGUGGCGGCGUGCGCGCUGUGCCGGACGCCGGGCGGAGAGUGGCGCCUGCAGCCCAGCGAGCCCGAGGAGCGCGCCGCCGACGCCCGCCUCACCGUGGCGCUCCUGCCCUCGCUCAACCAGGUGGCCGGGCUGCUGGGCAGCGGCGAGGGAGGGCCCCCCGACAGCUGGGCGCAAGCCGUGCGCCUCGGCCUCGACGGAUGCCAGCGCCUCUACCCGCUGCUCCGACAGAGCCUCCUGCGCGCUGCCAAGCGCCGACCCGCGCCGGGCACCCAAGCGCCGACCGACACAGACACGGCCCAGCCUCCCGCCGCCACCGCCUGAACUCCGGGAACUUCUCGGGUUGCGCCUCGCCGGACUCCUCUUCCGAUGUCUCUCUGGGCUUCGGCUGCAUCGUGGUUUUGGAUCCGGGAUCUGAGCGUG
Molecule: messenger RNA, 2637 nt
Organism: Podarcis muralis (Common wall lizard)
Lineage: Eukaryota; Metazoa; Chordata; Lepidosauria; Squamata; Lacertidae
Gene: EXOSC6
Product: exosome component 6
Biological process (GO): poly(A)-dependent snoRNA 3'-end processing; nuclear mRNA surveillance; U4 snRNA 3'-end processing
Cellular component (GO): cytoplasmic exosome (RNase complex); nucleolus; nuclear exosome (RNase complex)
Molecular function (GO): RNA binding
Source: RefSeq, a predicted model, not a curated record